AUGGAACUGACGGCGAGAGCAGGCCGCAUUACCGCUCUGGAAGUCCCGCUACGCAAGGACUGGAAGAUCGGCACCGAAUUUCUCGGAAUAGCUUCAUCGUUAGGGAAGAAGAAGAAGAAGAAGAAGAAGAAGAAGAAGAAGAAGAAGAAGAAGAAGAAGAAGAAGAAGAAGAAGAAGAAGAAGAAGAAAAAGAAAAAGAAAUAA
Molecule: messenger RNA, 204 nt
Organism: Lasiosphaeria miniovina
Lineage: Eukaryota; Fungi; Ascomycota; Sordariomycetes; Sordariales; Lasiosphaeriaceae
Exons: 2
Coding region: 1-204 (67 amino acids)
Source: RefSeq, a predicted model, not a curated record